Molecule: messenger RNA, 279 nt
Organism: Symbiodinium pilosum
Lineage: Eukaryota; Dinophyceae; Suessiales; Symbiodiniaceae
Source: the annotation of a GenBank genome assembly
GCCGGUUGCCUUUGGCGUCCCCCCACGUUGGGACUGGAGGUUCAGGAGAGUGGGACUGUGUUGGCUCCCACUAUUCUCGUGAAGGCAGUGCGUGGCAAAGGUGCACUUGCAGCUGGCGUGCAGGUUGGCGACGAGGUCUUGACCAUCGGACAGGUUCCUGUGGUCGAUCUCCUGUCCAUGCGGGAGGCUUUGAGCGACCUGGGCGACUCUCGAACAGGAGACCCUCCGCUGUCUGUGACGCUGAGGCGAGCCGGGAAGGUGCUGGAGGUGAAAAUGGAG